Ambispora leptoticha is the source of this 757-nucleotide messenger RNA. Lineage: Eukaryota; Fungi; Glomeromycota; Glomeromycetes; Archaeosporales; Ambisporaceae. The record is from the annotation of a GenBank genome assembly.
ACACAAUAAUGAAGAACAUCUUAGGUUUCGUUAUAUCGACGGUAGACGAUACCAUGAUGUUUCUAAUUCAGAAUAUAUGAUUCCGAAUGAUGAUGAAGAGGCUGAUCGUUUAUUGCAAGUUCAUAAAGCGGUAAAGAAUAUUUGGGGAGAUUUAUUUUAUUCGCCGGUUAAAGAGAAGUUGAGACAGGGAGCUGAAGUUGUUGAUGUUGGAUGUGGACCGGGAGCAUGGGUUUUGGACAUGGCGCAAAAAUAUCCCAAUUCAAACUUUGUAGGAAUAGAUUUUUCACCAAUCUUUCCAACAGAAGGUCUUCCUGUGAAUGUAAAAUUCGUUAGAUGUAACUUACUAGACGGUUCACCUUUUGAAGACGCCUAUUUUGAUUUUACACACCAAAAAUUUAUGUCUGUAUCAUAUACAGAAGAGCAGUGGAAAGAAAAAGUUAUUCCUGAAUUGUUACGAAUAACGAAACCAGGCGGAUGGAUUGAAACUGUGGAAGGUGAUGUUAUUAUACAUGUAAAUUCUAAUAAUAAUGCUGUACGACGUAUUGCAAUUGGGAUGGAGAAUUACUUUAAAUCAAGAGGUAUGAAUCACCAAAUUGGCGAAUUUAUUCCUCAACUUCUUGAAAAUACAAAUGCUUUCUCAGAAAUUAGAAAGGAGAAAAAAGUUGUCACUUUAAGUAAAAAAGGCGGUAAUACUGCUCAAGAGCUUCAUUUAGAAAAGGAUACAGCUCUAUUAGGAUCUUCUUGGCUUCCUCGAUGA